GGGAAUUCCGAGAAAUAUAAGGUAUGACACAGGAAAGGUCACAUCUAGCGUCAGUUCCUACAGCAAAGAUUUACGCAUAGGACUGGUCAGUAAACACAGGUGCAGGCUCACAGACAGUUGAUGAGAUAUCUACAGAGAUUUGGGUCACCAGAUUGACAAAAACCCCUUGGCUCUGUAUAUGUAACACCCUAUGAUGAAUCUCCUCAUCCAUAACUAAAGUUUGGAAACUAAAUAAUCUUCACAACUUGGGAAACACCAAGUUGUCAUGGAUACACCAAGUCGUCAACGGUUACGCCCUUGGCUUGAAGCCAAGAUUAACUCUAAUACAAUCCCUGGGCUUAAGUGGCUGAGCAGUUCCCAACAAAUAUUCAGGGUACCAUGGAAACAUGGUGGAAAACAUGACUGGCAUGAAGAGGACUCCUUGAUUUUUAAGGAAUGGGCCGUCCACACUGGACGUUAUCGAGAGGGAGUUGAUACUGCUGAGUGGCCCACCUGGAAAACACGUUUUAGGUGUGCCCUGAACAAACUACCUGACAUUACGGAAGUUAAGGAUAUGAGUUCCCUGGAUGGAGCAGAGCCUUACAGGGCCUACAAAUUCAUACCAAGGAGAGAUUCCAGACAGAACAGAAGUCCUCCUGGACUUAUAACAGCGCACACCUCUCCAGAGUUGGAACAAACGUUCGAACUACCAUUGCGAACUGAUGAUGAUAAACUAUUGCCUGACAUUGACCUUGACUUUUUCAAUGAAGUUACCACUAUGGAAGUAGAAGAUUAUCAUGGCAAUCUACACAAUGGCCAUCCUAGUCAGGUCCAUCCCCAUGUUGCUGUUGUUGUCCCGACAACCAAAAUGGAGGAUGCUCCGGUAUCUCCUGUCAUGGGAGAACUUGUCCCAGCCCCAUCAGGUGCACAUCUUGCUUCAAACCUUAGGGACCUAACACCCCUACAGUCAGAAGAAUUAGAAUAUGAAAUGGACAUAAAGUUGAUGUAUCGCCACUUGGAUGUGUAUCAGUCCACUUGUUGUAACGCAAAAGGUUGUCGCUUAUCCUACGGUCAGGAACCAGAGCUGGUGGACGGAUUACAUCAGGCAAUGUUUGGGCCUGAUGGAAUAGCAAACAUAUGCUUCCCUCCGUGUGAUGCGAUACUGAAGAACCAGAAACAAGUGUCCUUGACCAAUCAGCUGUUAAACGCCCUUGACCGAGGGGUCAUUCUGGAGUGUGAGAAUGGCAAUGUAUAUGCCACCAGGAAGUGCAAGUGUGUUGUGUUUGUGUCAUCACCAUCUUUAGAUGAUAGAAAGCCUGUCCGACUCCAGCGGGAUACAAAAACUCUCAUCUUUGAUUACAAAAACUACUUUGAACCAAUGGUACACCGAUAUUACCAUGGUUUCUCCAACAAACCAUCUCCAGAAAUCUUAUUUGGAUUUGGCCAAAACUGGCGAGCAAAUGAUCAGCCCCUGAGUAACCUUUUGAUUGCUGCUGUAGUGGGCUGUGCUAAAGCCAGACAUGUGCUCUCACAGAUCGGCAAUUAUUCAUUGCCAAUGGAGGUCUCCAAAUCUGACGACUUGGACAAAUUUUUAAAAUGUGCCAAAAUACAGGAAGAGCAGAAUUUCGCUCAAAAAAUGAAUGGAUAAAAUGAAAUCUUUGUAAAAAUAACAGUCAAUUUGUGCUAUUUGACCAUAAAUCCAUAAAUAUUUUUGAGUUGUGUGAAGGUCGUUUGAAGGUCAUUACUUCAAAGUUAUAUGAUCAUUGUUACUUCCAACAACGUGUGAUCAUUGAUUCUUUGAAAAUGUUUGAUCAUUUGUACUUUAAAGUUGUGUGAUCAUCGUUAGUUUGAAGUUGUGUAAAGGUCGUUAAUUUAAAGUUCUUUGAAGGUCGUUACUUUAAAGUUGUUUGAUCUUCAUUAGUGUAAAGCUGUGUGAAGAUUUUUAGGUUUAACAAUAACAGUAACGACCUUUAGAAACUGUCAAUGUUAUCAUUCAAGAUUUUUUCUGUGACAUCACUUAUUGGUAACAAUAAACUUUAGCACUAUAGUGAUGAAGUUGUCAAGCUUAAAUUUUAACAUUACACAUUUGAUGCAUAUAUAUAUGUUUUGUUUUUAAGAUGUAUUUACAGUCUGGUUUGUUCAAGUCCCAUGUUCUCAGGAUUGUGCUAUGUUUUCCAGUCUUGAAAUUUUUCAGUUUAAUGACUAGAUACAAAAUGAAAUUGUAAUGUUUUAAAUAAAUUGGUGCACAAAUGCUGUAACUCACUUUUUGGGGUGAGGGGUAUACUUUUUAUUUUCCAGACUAUACCUAUUGGUUUUAUCAAUGAAUAUUUGAAGUCCCGAUUGUGUGGAUACUUAAUUUCAAUAUUGAUUGUAAUUAUCUUUGAAAUGAAGUUUCGUAGAAAAUGUAAAUAAGCGAAUAAUUUCCGUGUAUUAAAUUAAAAACUGAACACUCUCAAAAAAAACGACUAACAGUAAGCUUUUCCAGGAUUCUGUUUUUUUUUAGGAAGGUUAGAAACAUUUUGUAACUAACAAGCUCAUCCUGGAAUUAUGGUGAUCUAGUGUAUAAGCUUUUUUUCUGAUGGAAAUUUGUAAAAUAUGGUGGAAAUGAUUUUUCUUUUUUUGUAUCAUGGAAAAUGUAAUAACAAAUAAUUGGAGAAAGGAAAAACAGUUUCUGUACUAGCAAGGCUCCAUUGUAUAAAGAAAUCAAGGUAUCCUCACUGGUGAGGCUCCACUGCAUACAGAAAUCAAGGUAUCCUCACUGGUGAGGUUCCACUGCAUACAGAAAACAAAGUGUCCACACUAGCGAGCGUUCAGUGUAUGUAGAUAUUAACUCUAACAAGUACUAGUGCUGUCACCAAUUCUCCAUUCACAGAGAACUAGUCCAAAGUGUAAUUUGAUAUGAAGUAUCCUUGGACCAAAGGGGUUCUAUUAAUAAUGAUCAUGUGAGGAAUUCCUAAGCCACAAAAAGUUAAAUUUUGUAUAAAUACAGGAUGAGGUCCCCCUAAGAGUAGACUUACAUGCAGGGAUAUCUAAUAGUGGAAGCUGAGACUGAAACAUUUUUACACCUUCUCAAGUUCGACUGCCAAUUUUGACCUACCCCGGACCCUAUGUUCUUAUUUUUUCAAGCCAAUUAGAAAUACAAAAUGGCCACCCUGAUCUCUGAUUAGCCGAGGCAUUUUCGACAUGUUUCCAAAUUCUAUCAGGCUGAUUUAGACAAUUGUUUUCACAUGUCAUCCUCUGUAGUUCCUGAACAAGUUUUCUUAUCUCUAAUACAUGUGUACAGUAUACAUUAGAAUGCAUGUCAACCUUGCCUCUCAUUGAACUUACCAGUAUACAUAAGUAUAACAUAAUCAUUAUAAUAGGAUUAUGAUCAUAUCCUUUCCAUUGAGAUGCAAAAAACGUUACUGUGUAAAGCAAUUUUGAUAUAAGGCUGUUCAUUUAGCAUUUAGACUGAUCUAUGUAGAUAUGAACCUCAUUUUUGAAGUAUGUUUACCAAGGGGUGGGCUUAUUACUGAAUAUGAGCUUAACACUGUUAGAAGUUAACAAGUUGUGGGCUUAUUACUGAACAAGACCUUAACACUGGUACAAGUAAACAAGGGGUGGGCUUAUUACUGAACAUGAGCUUAUUACAAGUCAAAUAGGGUACAGUAAAUGUUUCUAUAUACAGAAAAUAAUAUAUUUGAAUGUAUUUUCAAAUGGCCUCGAAAACAUGAAUGUUUGUAAAAGGUUUGACUACAAAGUGCUUAGUGAGUGUAUCAGGAACUGUAGAUUAUUUUGUAUUUUAGAUUUUAUGAAUCAUAAUGGGAAGGACGUUUGUCUCUUACAAAUACCAUGAUCAUCCAAACAUUGUUAUGUUUCCAUGUACAAAUCAGUUAUGAAAUGUACCCUAACAAUUGCAAAUCACUUUUGCAAGAGAUUUUUUUUGUCAUGAGGAAACACAUUCCUACAUUUAAUCUUCCAAAAAUAUUAUUCAAGGGAUAAUUAAAAUGAAAUGCUUACUUUCAAUUGAGCAUUCAAGUAAGUAUUCAUGGAUUAAACCUGUGCAGUUUUGUCCAGUAACAUAAAAUGUAUAUAAAAACAAGGCGUAUCAUGUAAAUAUAGAUGAAAAACCUACUGCAGAAGCAUUUUGAUUUCUUGUAAAUAACGACCCCUGUAAAUAAGUCUUUAGAGAAAGAGAGCAUAAUUAUAAAAAAAAAAUGGAGUCUGCCUCUUUUACCUCUUGGAUCUGUCUCCUGUACCAUUCAAUUAGCAUCCAUGUGUACAUAAUGUCUGUAUGUAAAUGAAGAUGUUGAAAAUAAACAAAAUGUAUUGCUUGCAAUUUUUUUUCUUGUUGAUAAUGUCAAGUGUAGUGAGAUUGGUUAAGUCCAUCUGGCUGAUCCUCCCUCCCAAUACCCUGUUUUUUUGUGGGUUUUUUUAAAGGCCGAUGGGCUUUUAUCAUUCUAGAUUACAUUUGUACUGUAUUUCACCUGUGAUAGAACAGAACCCUAUUUAACUGAUUUUACAAUGACAAUCACUUCCGAAACAAAUAUUUUUUUGCAUUGGGCUCAUUGAGAAGUAAGUCUAAGAGUUCAUUUGAAUACCUUUUUAUGGCCUUCACUACCUGAGAUUAUCACAAGUAAAAUAUGGUAAAUUGAAUUGAGUUUAUCUAUGAUUGUACCAUGUUCAUGAUGUAACAACAGUUUUCAUUGGUUAAUAAUCAUGUAUCAUAGAGCAAUAGAUGUGCACAUCCAUGUUCUAUCUGCCAUGUACAUGCAGUGCUCUUCCAAAAUCCUCCCCCGUUUUUAAUAUGAAAGCUGCAAUACUGGUUUGGGAUUAGUUUGCUUUGAGGAAUGCGGAUACACACAUGGAUGUGCAUUUCUAGUUGUUUCAAUAAGAUCACUAGCUGUAGUGUCCAGAACAGAUUAAAUCAGGUGCCUGUGGCUUGAUGGUCAAAGAAAAGGGACAUAGUUUGCUUAAGUUAAAGACCAGCCUACUGUAAAUAAUAUUAUAUCUGGUUUCAGCCGUAUAGAGGCACCGAGGUAGACACAAAAGCAGUUUUCAUUACAUUUUGAUAUGGUAGAACAGAUACCAUCACCAUGUAUUUAUACAUUACAGUAAACAAUCAAAUUUAAAUGUGUUUAUGAUUAUGUUACAUGUGACAUUUGUGUACAUAUAUGGUAGAUUAAAAUGUGUUUACCUGUGAAUAUUGUAUAUGACACUUCUAUAUGGUAAAUUAUAAGGUAUUAUCCUAUAGUUAUAGAUUUAACAUUUGUACAUGUCCAGUAAAUUGAAUUGUGUUUACCUCUGGUUAUUGAACCAGAAAGUUUUGGUGUGGGGGGAGGGGUAACAUUUAUUUGUAUAUGCAUGUCACAUAAUAACAUUUUGAAUGUGAUGUCAUGACAUACAGUGCAGUAAAGAUUAUCAAGAAUCAAAA
Molecule: messenger RNA, 5392 nt
Organism: Mizuhopecten yessoensis (Yesso scallop)
Lineage: Eukaryota; Metazoa; Mollusca; Bivalvia; Pectinida; Pectinidae
Product: interferon regulatory factor 8-like
Exons: 12
Coding region: 266-1627 (453 amino acids)
Biological process (GO): regulation of transcription by RNA polymerase II; immune system process
Cellular component (GO): nucleus
Molecular function (GO): DNA-binding transcription factor activity, RNA polymerase II-specific; RNA polymerase II cis-regulatory region sequence-specific DNA binding; protein binding
Source: RefSeq, a predicted model, not a curated record